This is a messenger RNA of Macadamia integrifolia, 2520 nucleotides long. Its product is annotated as O-fucosyltransferase 9-like. The coding region runs from base 527 to 2284 and encodes 585 amino acids. The transcript is spliced from 10 exons. Lineage: Eukaryota; Viridiplantae; Streptophyta; Magnoliopsida; Proteales; Proteaceae. The record is from RefSeq and is a predicted model, not a curated record.
ACACACACUCUCUCUCUCUCUCUCUCUCUCUAGUCCUCAAGAAAACACAAAAACUCAUUUUCUGCAAUUAUUCAUUUGCGUUCAAUUCAAUCCCAAAUCCCAUCCCAAAUCCCAAAUCCCAAUCACAGUUCAUUAAUUCCAUCCAUCCCCUCUAUCCGUCCCCAGCUGCACGAAUCGAUCAAUACGCACACACGCGAAGCUUCUCUCUUCUGUACUGUAAUUAAUAAACUUUUUUUAAUGGUUUUGCUUCGUCGUUGUGCGUCUGAAGUGAAGCUCUGAGCUUUUCUCUGCAAGCUGAACUUGGGUUUCUUGUUCUGCUACAGCCAUUGCUGGUUUUGUAUGCUUCUUUUACUUAUAUCUGCUAACUGGGUUGACUGGAGAGCCUUUUUUCACUUCUGUUGGUUCUUGAAAAUGUGGGUUUUGUUUGAUUGGUGGUUGUCGUGUAAGAACUGGAGAAAGAACCAUCAGAAUCAGAUCUCGGUGAUUUUUGCUUAGUUUUUAGGGGAAGAGCCUCCCCACCAGCACAAUGCAUGGGUACAGCAGGCUUGGCAGUGGGAGGCCUUCUUUGCCGGCGUCUCCAUCGACAGUUACACCGACCGCCUCAGCGUCUCCUCCGUUGUCGCCAAGAUUACGCCAUUGCCGCAACAAGAACACUGGAUUUGGUACUCGUGUCCUGAAGCCGCAGGAGUCAUUUUGGGGGUGGUUCGCUUACGUUUUUUUUUCCACUGUUCUUCGCAGACGAGGCAUUCUGCUUUUUGCUCCGUUCAUGUACAUUUUAGGGAUGUUGAUGUAUAUGGGUUCUUUGAGUUUUGAAGAUUCAACUGGGGGACUUGUGGUUGAUCAGUCUCCACCUCCUCCUGGUUCAACUUAUCGUAGUCCUCAGGUUUUUGAGAAGCUCUGGCCGUUUAUGCAGCUUGAUGGCAACCGUAGCUCCAAUGCGUUAAUGACGACAUGGCAUCCAAAAUCACGUCAAAGAUGGAAACCAUGUGUAAACAGAAGUUUUUCUCAAGCAGGUUUCUCAGAAUUGCCAAGAUCAAAUGGCUUCCUCAUUAUUGAAGCAAAUGGUGGUUUAAAUCAACAACGCCUAUCUAUAUGUGAUGCAGUGGCUGUGGCGGGGUUACUGAAUGCUACACUUGUUACUCCAAUGUUUCAUUUGAAUAGUGUUUGGCAGGAUUCCAGUAAGUUUGGGGAUAUAUUUGAUGAGGAGUUCUUUAUAUCCGCACUCAGAAAUCAUGUGAAAGUGAUCAAAGAGGUUCCAGAAGAUAUACUUCAGCGGUUUGACAACAAUAUAAGCAACAUCAUAAAUUUGAGAGUUAAAGCAUGGUCUAGUCCAACUUACUAUCUGGAAAAGGUGCUUCCAAAGUUGUUGCUGAUGGGGGCAGUACGUAUUGCUCCCUUCUCAAAUAGAUUAGCUCAUUCAGUGCCAUCAAGUAUCCAGGGCCUCAGAUGUUUGGCUAAUUUCGAAGCAUUGAAGUUUUCAGAACCAAUAAGGGCUUUGGCAGAGAGUAUGGUUGAUCGGAUGGUUAAGAAUAGCUCCAUUAGUGGUGGAAAGUACAUUUCUGUGCAUCUUCGGUUUGAAAAGGAUAUGGUUGCAUUUUCAUGCUGUACUUAUGAUGGUGGUUCGGAAGAGAAAGAUGAAAUGGAUAUUGCCAGAGAAAAAGGUUGGAGGGGAAAAUUUAAAAAAACUGGUCGAAUAAUAAAGCCCGGUGCUAUUCGGUUGGAUGGGAAAUGCCCAUUAACUCCUAUUGAGGUGGGAAUGAUGCUUAGGGGCAUGGGUUUCAACAAUAAUACCUCAGUAUAUGUCGCUGCUGGAAAAAUCUAUAAGGCAGAAAAGUAUAUGGCCCCCCUUCGACGGAUGUUUCCACGUUUAGAAAUGAAGGAAACUCUAGCCUCACCCGAUGAACUUGCUCCAUUUCAGUUUGUGAUGCAGGGUCAUUCAUCAAGGCUGGCUGCUCUUGAUUACACUCUGUGCCUUCAUAGUGAGGUAUUUGUCACAACUCAAGGUGGAAACUUUCCUCACUUCUUGAUGGGUCACAGGCGCUUCCUUUAUGGUGGACACGCAAAGACAAUCAAACCUGAUAAGAGGAAGUUAGCUCUGCUGUUUGACAGCCCAAAUAUCAGAUGGGAAAACUUCAAGAGCCAGAUGCACGAAAUGCUUCGUCAUAGUGAUUUGAAGGGCAGUGAUGUGAGAAAACCGAGUAGCUCACUCUACACCUUCCCAAUGCCAGAUUGCAUGUGUAAAACAGGAACAAGAACCGUGGAAAGUAACACGACGAUUUUUUAAAUCGGAAGAGAUACAUCAUACAAUGCCUAGAUUUCUUUUUUGGUGUAAGUUUGUAGCAUCCAUCAGCCCCAUUUGGUUGUCAAAUUCUUUGUUUUUUUUCUCCCUCCCUCUUGUCUUCACAAUUGGAAGAGGGAAGCAUUGUUAGUGUUUUCAUUCUAUUGUCUUUGGAUAUUGUAAUUUGAUUAUUCAUUGUAUAUGAUACAGCUACAUAUUAAUAUGAUAAAAAUUCUUUGUAA